GGUAGUUGAAAAUUGGCCACGGCUCACGCUAUGACGCGCAGUGUGUAUUCAUCAGCUUUUAAACAACCAUACUACUAUAUUAGGUCCACUCCUGGUGAUAUUAAAACUGAAUAAACGAGAAAUAAUAAUUUAGAUACUAACUUUAUUGAUGAACAAUGGAUGAUAGGACGGUUGACUUGAUUUUUGCAGGAUCUCUUGAAAACUUGCCUCCAGUCAGUUCAAAAAUAGUCAGGAUAUUUACAAGUUCAACAUUUACAGAUACAACAAUGGAAAGAAAUACAUUAAUGGCUCAAUGUUAUCCAAAACUAAAAGAUUUUUGCCGAGAAAAACAUGGAUUGGAAUUUCAGGUGGUUGAUAUGAGAUGGGGAGUCCGUGACGAAGCAACUGAUGAUCACAUGACUACUGAACUAUGUAUGAAAGAAAUUGAAAACUGUCAACGGUUAUCAAUGGGUCCCAAUUUUGUGGUAUUUCUUGGUCAAAAAUAUGGGUAUCGACCAAUACCUACUUACAUUGUAUCUUCGGAAUUGGAGCUGCUGAGAGAAGAGUUGGUAAACGUAGGAUCAGACGUCUCUCUUUUAGACAUGUGGUACAGGAAAGACAGUAAUGCCGUUCCUCCCAUAUCUGUUCUACAACCGAUUUCUUCAAUUCUAAUCAACUUCAAUAAUAAACGAAUACCAAAACUUCAACAACAAGACCAGGCUAUUUGGUGGGAUACAUUAGCCAAGAUGCAAAAGCUCUUUAGGAAAGCUUCAAUAAGUUUAUACAAUAGUGGAAAAAUCGAUAAAGAUACAAUGCACAAUUAUUAUAUGUCAGUUACCGAAAGAGAAGUAAUAAACGGAAUAUUAAAAGUUAAAAAUACAAAAAAUCAUUGUCUCGCAUACGUGCGAUACAUUAACAACAUCAACCUCCAAAAUCUUAAAAAAGCUUCAAACUUCCUGGAUAUAGUCAACCGUAGUAUUGAUACAGAAGCAUCUCGUCUGUUGGCCAACUUACGAGAUGAACGUCUAGUGCAGAAAAUCGAAACUACCAAUUUCCAAAAGUAUUCUGUAGAAUGGAUUGGUCGGGAAGGUUUAGACAAUGAGACUCACCAGGAAUAUUUGCAAAACUUCAUUAUGCAUUUUUACAAGAAUAUUACCAAAUUAGUUGAUAGAGCCAUGAGGAAGGAAGAUUCUAGUCCUCAAGGCCAAAUAGUAACAGAAAUAUUACAACAUUUACAUGCGUGUCAUAACUCAGUUAAAGUGUUUUAUGGCCGCGAAGACAGUUUAACUCAUAUUGAACAAUACAUGAAAAGCGAUUGCGAAAAACCAAUGAUCCUUUUUGGUGAAGGAGGCUGUGGUAAAACAUCACUUUUGGCGAAAGCGGCAGAUCUUAGCUAUUUAACGUGGUUUAACAAAACUGCUACUAAACCACUUUGUGUAGUCAGAUUCUUAGGAACAACUCCAGAUAGCAGUACACUAACGCCAGCAUUAAUAUCUAUAUGUCAACAAAUAUCUUACAAUUACAUGUUGCCAUUUGAUGACAUACCCGAUGAUUUGGUUCCAUUGACAGCGCAUUUCAAACAUCUAUUAACAUACGCAACCCGAGACCAACCCCUAGUUUUAUUUUUAGAUUCAGUAGAUCAACUUACUGGCACGCAAGAUACCAACAACGUAUCUUGGUUACCAACAAGAUUGCCAAAUAACUGUAAAUUAUUAGUAUCAGUAGCAAAAGAAGAAGGAAAUAUAGAUGUUUCUCGGGACUAUCAUGUUUUGCGCAGGAUGAUUGAUGACGAGGAACAAUUUAUUGAAGUUACAGCUCUCGGAGAAGAGCUUGCCGAAGAAGUAAUCAGAAAAUGGAUGGAAACAGCCCACAGAGAUCUAACUAAUUGCCAAUGGAGACUUGUAUCGAACGCUAUAAAUCUGUGUUCUCUCCCAAUUUUUGUAAAACUUGUUUUUGCGGAAAUAUGCCGUUGGCGAAGCUAUACUAAAUCUCAAGAAACGCACUUGGCUUCAAACGUAAUGGACUCGAUCAUGAUGCUGUUUGAACGAAUCGAAAAACAACAUGGUCGAUUAUUGGUUUUUCACGCUUUAGCUUAUAUAACAGCAUCUAAAAGUGGUCUUUCAGAAUCGGAACUUGAAGACUUAAUAUCGUUGGAUGACAAAGUUUUAGACGAUGUUUAUCAGUACCAUUUACCUCCAGUCAGGAGAAUUCCACCUUUAUUGUGGACUAGAAUUCGUAAUGAUUUACCAAAUUAUCUAUCGGAAAGAGAAGCUGACGGUGUUAGUGUAUUAAAUUGGUACCACAGACAGUUUAGAGAUGCAGCGCGGGAACGAUAUUUCAAAAAUAUGAAUAUGGUUACCUAUUUCCAUUCUUCUAUAGCCGAUUAUUAUUUAGGAAUCUGGGGAGGAGGAAAUCCAAAACCUUUUAAAUAUACGGAAAUCCAAAGACAUAGGUUUAAUUUACAAAAUAAAGAAGGAUCAGCGGAUAGGAAAGUUCCUGUGCAACCGCUUGUAUUUUAUUCGAAGGAAGGAACUGCUACUAGGUACAAUUUAAGAAAGUUUGGAGAACUACCGUACCAUCUUGUUCGAGCUCAUCGAUUUCAAGACUUAUACAAACAUGUAUUAUUUAAUUAUCGUUGGUUACAUGCGAAAUUAUCUUCGUGUCCUUUGCAAGCAGUUCUUAGUGACUUUGAAGAUGCAUGUGCAAAUAUUGACGAUAGAGAUGCGACUAGAGAGUUAAUUCUGGUAGCUGACGCUUUAAGGCUGGGCGGAGCGAUAUUGAGCGAAUUUCCUGAUAUGCUUGCUCCUCAGUUGAUCGGUAGACUUUUACCCGAAAUUGGUCCAAACCCAAAUAUUAAAAGUUUACUAGCAGAAUGUGAUCAAUAUGGUCCUGACAAUUGUGCACUUAUACCUUACUACCACUGCUUACACACUCCAGGAGGUCCAUUAAAAUACUCUUUGGAAGGUCACCAGUUUGCCGUGUUCGACUUUCAAGUAACAUCAGAUUACAGGUACAUAGUUUCAAUUUCAAACCGAUUCAUCACUUGGGAUUUAUCUACUAGCGACAUGACCCGUAAUGUAAAUCCUGGUCUAGAAGGAAUCAUGCAAGCACUGUGUUUAAGUCCAGACAAUCGUUAUGCCGCAGCUUAUACUAAUAAUAAUCAAACUGUCCUAUUAAACUGUCUGACAAGUGAAUUCAUUGUAAUUGAAAAUCCAUUUGAUAAUGGUGAAACAGUAACAGGUGUUAACAUGCUUAACACACAUUUAUUUGUCCAUGGAUCUUCUUUGUUGUGUAGAUACGAUUUGAGAGGCAAUUUAGAAUCAAAAACUCAAAUUAAUGAAAAUCCUGAUGAAUGGGUAUUAAUGUCAAUAGAAUUUACAACAUUAACAUUUAGCCAUUUUAUUUUUUGGUCAGGCAAAAUGGAUGAUACCAGAAUAAUGAUGCGAACAAACAAAGAAAACUUCAACUGCCCUCCAUUUAUUUUCCAUAGUGCUAUGGCCAUAAACAAUCACAAAAUGACAUUAUAUUGUUGUUCACUGAAUAAAUCGUACGAUGUAUCCCAAUUUGAUUUUAUUGAUAAUUUGUGGACUUUAACUAAAACUUUACAGCCUGUUAGGAAUAGUACAAUUCUUCAACUAAAACUAUCCGAGGACUCAUCAUCGCUUUUGGGUACAACCUCAAAUGGUUUUUGUGUUUGGGAUUUAACUUUAGAAGACACUAAAGUGUUACCAUUGCCUCAUGGAGUCCGAAAUAUUACUAUAAAUAUGAUGCAGUCAAAUUCUUGUAUGCUGUCGGCCGACAAACGUUUCCUGAUCGCUGGAGUUCGGAAAAUGCUAUACGUUUGGAAUAUGGAAACCGAAAAGCUAAUCAAAGUAUUAGAUGCACAUUUUGGUCGCAUUAUUUCAUUACUGCCAUUGACUACGGGAAACUGGAACUCGGCUAUAACAUCGUCCAUCGAUAGAUCGGUUAAAGUUUGGAAUAUUAAUAACAUAUUCGAACAAGUACACGUCAUAGAUCGACACGAACUACAAAUUGAUUCCAUCAGUUUAUCGCAACAAUCCGGUUUAGCUGCGACCGUAACACGAGGUUGUGUAGGCAUCUGGGACGUUAACACCGGCAAAUUGGUUCAACAGCUUGCCGACAACCUUUUGGGAGCCAUAGUUACUCAUGCAUUGAUCACGCCUGAUGGUCGGUAUAUUGUGUGCUCGGAAUCGGGAAACUUUAUCGUAUGGCAUCGUAUCUUGUGCCGAGUGGUAUUCAAACAACAAGAACCGGGCAUACAGCAAAUAUUGCUUUUAGACGAAGCGACUAAAUGUCUCGCCGUGUCAAAACCGGAAGACGUAAACGUGGAAACCCAACAAACCGUCGAAGCCACGGUUAUCGUCAGAUCCAUCCCGGACGGCAAAACUAUCUAUUCGUUUGUUUAUCAAAUACGCAAUGUUACUGGAAUGGAGUUCAAAAAACUCGUCGUAUCCGCGGACGGUUUGAACUUGAUCGCUUUGGUCAGCGACAAAGGACAUCGGGAAGCGUUACACGUUUAUAAUGCAAUCAACGGUCAAUUUGUUAAUAGAAUUGUUCUACGGCAAUCGGGAAUGAAGGACAUUAUGUUUAUUGUGGCAAUGCCGCACAGGGCUAAUUUAGUUGCAGUGAUUAAUCCCGACAAAGGAAUGCUAUUUGACGUACGCACCAAGAAACUUUUCAAGUCUAUACCAAAAUGGGGAGGAUUUUGUACUAAAGAUGGGAAAUACGGUCUGUACGCGCCUACUCGUGGAGGUUUAGAACUUUUGGAGCUGAAAAAAGGAACUUCAAUAAAAACGUUUAUACCAAGAGUAGCAGAAGGAGUAUUCACAGUUAUUUGCAUGUUUAACAAAACUGACGAAUACGUGUUGUACUACCAUAGCGGGAAAAAAACGUUGCGAGUAUUUCGGCUGGAUGACGCUAAAAUGUUAGCCAAUUAUCGAGUACCGGCAGAAUUGAGCGCCAUUGAUACAACAGAAGACGGACGCGCCGUCGUUAUAGCUACUGUAGACGGUUGUCUUACUGUGCUGGCUAUAGCCGAUCCUAACAAAGACAUGUUCUUGUCAACAUUGCCGUCCCGCGAUGAGACGUGGAAGAAAAAAAUGGACAAACAACGUACCGCAAAGUUGUUCAAAGCCGCAGCUGCCAUUUCCAAACUGUGCGUAUCCGUAUGCGAACCGAGUUCACACGAAGAAAGUGGAAACGACAACACUGGCCAUCUACAGACAUCAAAAAUAUUAUUAAAAGGAUAGUAGAUUAACUACAUAAUUAAAAGUUUAAAAUUAAAAUUUUAAAUACAGACUAUAAUAUAUUCUACCAUUAAUAUGUGCAAUUAGGUACUUGAAAUGUGUUUUUUUUUAUUUUUAAGUUAUACCUUAGACUAAUUCAACCAGGGUUUACACCUCAUAGGCGAAACUUGGGCACGAUUUCAAGGGAACUAUACAUCUUUGUCAGACUAAGUAGUCGAUUUUGCAUGCCGCCCCUAUAUGCCACCUGGUUGGUCACCUUUUUUUAAAGUCAUGCUACUUUAAAUCAUUACCAUUACAAGGUAAUUUAAAUUAUU
Adelges cooleyi (spruce gall adelgid) is the source of this 5560-nucleotide messenger RNA. RefSeq names its product NACHT and WD repeat domain-containing protein 2. Bases 156 to 5249 code for a protein of 1697 amino acids. The record is from RefSeq and is a predicted model, not a curated record. Lineage: Eukaryota; Metazoa; Arthropoda; Insecta; Hemiptera; Adelgidae. Gene Ontology annotation, molecular function: protein binding. The transcript has 22 exons.